AUGGUAGGCAUCGAUGCAAGAAAUAAGCAUAGUCUUGAUACGAAAUAUAUUUGUCCUGUAUGUUCAUUGAUACUACAAGAUCCUGUACAAUUGACAAAAUGUGGCCAUCGUCAAUGUCACACAUGUGUAAAUGUUGAGCACGGAACAACAAUUAAAUGUUGGCAAUGUCAAGCAGAAACAUUACGAAGCGAUAUUAUUCGUGCCAAAAUAAAAGAUCAUUAUUUGACUCAACAACAUCAAUAUGCUGUAGUCAAAGUUGUUCGUCAAAUGUUAUCUCAAUUAAACGACAGACAAAUAGAUAUUGAUUAUCCUCGAACAACAACUGCAGGAGCUUGUAAUUUUGCUACAGCUCAAUUAGAAGAGCUUUAUGAAAUGCUCAAUAUCUUGAUAGGUGGUGUCGAAACAUUGACUAAUGAUCAACAACGUCUAGUGAAUGAAUCACUUCAAAUGCAAAUAAGACUUCCAGCAUUGACAGAAGAAUUAUCGAAAGUUAAAUUAUCCAUUGAAGAGUCAAACGCUUUUGUCGAAGGAGUAAAACACAAUCAAGAUAUUCUCAAUCAAGAUUUAUCAUCACUGCAACUAAAAAUCAAUGAUUUGCAGUGUGUUUCAUAUGAUGGAACAUUGGUUUGGAAAAUAACAAACUUUCUAGAGAAAAUGAUUGAUGCACAGUCUGAAAGACAAACAUCAAUUUAUUCACCUCCAUUUUACUCAUCUCCAAAUGGUUAUAAAAUGAGAGCUCGUCUUUAUUUAAACGGUGAUGGAAAUGCUCGUCGUACACACAUGUCUCUCUUUUUUGUACUCAUGCGAGAUUUGAACGAUCCAAUUCUCAAAUUUCCGUUCAACUAUAAAGUCACAUUUUGUUUAUACGAUCAAACGCCUUCACGACAACAUAUUAUUGAUUCAUUUCAACCAGACAUUAAAUCGAGCAGUUUUCAGCGACCUCGAUCGGAUAUGAAUAUAGCCAGUGGUAUACCAAAAUUUAUCCCGUUGGAAGCGAUUCAACAGGAAGGAAGCCCAUAUAUACGAAAUGAUACAAUGUUUAUCAAAAUUAUGAUUGAUUUCGGAGAAAUACCCAAAACAUUAUUGCCCUACGUCUUGAGUCUCAAUCCAGGUCUCCCAACUCAUGUCCAACAAGCAAUAAUCAAACAAGAAGCAGAGAGAAGAACACAAUUACGACCUGACCAACAAUAG
Molecule: messenger RNA, 1191 nt
Organism: Rotaria sp. Silwood2
Lineage: Eukaryota; Metazoa; Rotifera; Eurotatoria; Philodinida; Philodinidae
Source: the annotation of a GenBank genome assembly